AUGAAUUCAUUUCACUCAACCUUUUGGAACACCUCUACUGAAAUUUUAAACAAAUCCUGGAAUAAAGAGUUUGCUUUUGAAGCCCCCAGCAUUGUGGAUACAGUCAUCCUUCCUUCCAUGAUUGGGAUUAUCUGUUUAACAGGGCUGAUUGGCAACAUUCUCAUUGUAUUCACAAUAGUAAGGUCAAGGAAAAAAACAAUCCCUGACAUUUAUAUUUGCAAUCUGGCUGUGGCUGAUUUAGUUCACAUUAUUGGAAUGCCUUUUCUUAUUCACCAGUGGGCCCAAGGAGGAGAGUGGGUGUUCGGGGGGCCUCUCUGUACUACCAUCACAGCCCUGGACACCUGCAACCAGUUUGCCUGCAGUGCCAUCAUGACUGUAAUGAGUGUGGACAGGUACUUGGCCCUUGUCCAACCAUUUCGACUAACRAGUUGGAGAACAAGGUACAAGACCAUCCACAUCAAUUUGGGCCUUUGGGCAGCUUCCUUUAUUCUGGCGUUGCCUGUCUGGGUCUACUCGAAGGUCAUCAAAUUUAAAGAUGGUGUUGAGAGUUGUGCUUUUGAUUUAACAUCCCCUGACGAUGUACUCUGGUAUACACUUUAUUUGACAAUAACCACGUUCUUUUUUCCUCUACCCUUGAUUCUAAUGUGCUAUAUUUUAAUUUUAUGCUAUACUUGGGAGAUGUAUCAACAAAAUAAGGAUUCUAGAUGUUACAAUCCCAGUGUCCCAAAGCAGAGAGCAAUGAAGCUGACAAAGAUGGUGCUGGUACUGGUGGCAGUCUUCAUCCUAAGUGCUUCCCCCUACCACGUGAUACAGCUGGUGAACUUACAGAUAGAGCAGCCCACCAUGGCCUUCUACGUAGUCUACUACCUCUCCAUCUGCCUCAGCUAUGCUGGCAGCAGCAUUAACCCUUUUCUCUACAUAAUGUUGAGUGGAAAUUUCCGGAAACGUCUGCCUCAAGUUCCAAGGAGGGUGACUCAAAGGGAAAUCAACAAUAUUUAA
Messenger RNA from Urocitellus parryii (Arctic ground squirrel), 999 nucleotides. It is a transcript of the gene Mchr2, whose product is annotated as melanin concentrating hormone receptor 2. Gene Ontology annotation, biological process: neuropeptide signaling pathway. NCBI's taxonomy places the organism in Eukaryota, Metazoa, Chordata, Mammalia, Rodentia, Sciuridae. Gene Ontology annotation, molecular function: G protein-coupled receptor activity; neuropeptide binding. The record is from RefSeq and is a predicted model, not a curated record. Gene Ontology annotation, cellular component: plasma membrane; neuron projection.